AGGAUGAGCGAGAACGCGAUGCUUCGGGGAGCGUAGCGGGCGGCCAUGGUGCUUCAUCGGGCCAUCAGGGCAGCGCGAGCCGGGGACCUCGGUGCCCUGCGGGAGCUGGCUUCUUCCGGUCACCUCUCACCUGUGAUCACCGACGCUCAGGGCGCGGGCCCGGUGCACCACGCGGCGAGGUGCGGGCGCCUGGAGUGCCUGCGCGGGCUGGUGAGCGAGCUGGGGCUGGCGGCCGACCCCCGGGCCUCCAACGGGGCCACGCCGGCGCAUGACGCCGCGGCCACCGGCCACAUCCGGGAGCUGCGAUGGUUGGUGGAUUUUGGAGGCUGCAACGUUAAUGACAGGGAUGCUGCGGGUUCCGCCGCCCUGCACCUCGCCGCCCGGUUCGGGUGCGCCGAGGUCAUCGAGUGGCUGCUCUCCGUCGGAGGACAGGCCGAGGUGGAGACGCACUGCGGGGCCGUGCCGGCUCACUACGCCGCGGCCAACGGAGGCCUCGCCUGCUUGAAGCUACUCGUUGAACAGGCACCUGGCUGUGUGGACUGCCAGACACUCACCGGCGCCACCCCGCUCUAUCUGGCCUGCCAGGAGGGGCACUUGCAUGUUGCGCAGCACCUUGUGGACAACUGUGGCGCCGACGUCCACCUGAAGGCCCACGACGGCAUGACCUGCCUGCACGCGGCCGCCCACAUGGGCCGCCAAGCUGUGGUGGUGUGGCUGGCGACCUGCACCGACGUCAGCCUGUCCUGCCGGGACAGAGAUGGAGCAACGGCUCUGCACUUUGCUGCCAGCAGAGGGCACUGUUGCAUCUUGGAGACACUGCUUCGCAUGGGGUCAAAGGUCGUCGAGGAUUACUGGGGUGGGACCCCCCUUCAUGAUGCUGCAGAGAACGGAGAGUUGGAGUGCUGUAAAAUCCUGUUGGCCAACCAGGCGAACCCUUCAGAUCCUGAUAUUGAUGGGUUCACAGCAGCAGACCUGGCGGAGUACAACGGACACCAUGAAUGUGCCAGAUAUCUCUGUGCCAUGGAGACAAACACAACCCGCCCACAUAAGCCCAUCGAGGCAACCGCUCCGGUGAAGGUGAAGCUGGCCGCGUUGUCACAGUGCAGCAGGGACUACUACGGCUGCCUGAGUGACGCUUUCAGGGACAGUUACGGCAGUGACACACCCAUGGAUCGCUUACAGCAACCUGAGAGCGAGGAGGCCCCGCAGGCAAGGUACCCUCAGCCCCCCCCCGCUCCUCCUUUACCGUCCACACCCGCCCAGCCGAGGAAAACCGCUGUCAGCAGAAUAGAGCAGGUUCCAAUCUCAGCAUCUGUUAUUAAAGGUUUCAAUCAGGCCAAGGCGGCCCGGAGUGAGGUCACUGGCGACAGGAAGACCAUGUUGCCUGGUGCAAACCUCCUGGCUGGAAGAAAACUCCUUGGCGACAUGAAGUCCAUUCAAUCGUUGAAACAAUCCGGGAUGUCCGGAGUCUUCACUGGACAAGCGAACAAGAUGGUGGUGCUGCCCACUGAGGAGGCUAACCUGUCUGACAUCGACUACCUGGUACCCACCCACGACGAGCGAGGCCGUCCCAUCGCCGAGUGGAAGAGGCAAGUCAUGGUGAGACAGCUGCAGGCCAGGCUGCUGGACGAGGAGGAUCAGAGGAGGAAGGAAAAUGGGAACAGAUACGCCAAAGUCAGCUGGAGGUUCUCCCAAGCCCACAACGCCAUCCUGGGGCCUUCUGGUGAGCUUCUGACGGAAGAUGACCUCAUCUACGUGGAGCAGCAGAUUGCCAACGUCUCCAUGCAGAGGAACUGCGAAGGCUACGAGCUGGAGCUCGCCCGUCUGGCCGAGGAGCUCAGGCACAUCCUGCCGGCCCCCAUAGUGAACAUCACCGCCAACACGCAGUUCAGGAACCUCUCCAGUCAAGUGCCCCUGCCCGUGUGGUGCGGCCGCAUCUCGGGCAUCGUGAAGAGCAUGUCUCUGCUCAUGAGCAACCUCUCGGACCAGCCCUACUGCAAGAUGCCCAACACCGACCUGAUCACCGUGUUCUCUCAGACGCCGGAGCGGCGGAACUCCACCAGGGGCCGCAGGGAACGGAUAGAAGACGAGAUCCACCAGUUCGGGGUGUCGGUGCGGACACUGAAGUCUAAUUUUGAGACGCUGAACCCUCCGCUGUCCGAUGAGCCAGAGGAGUUCAGCUCUCCCGCGCCGCUCGAGGCCACGGAGUCGGACCAAGAGCCCAAAGUGCUGACUCCGGCCCCGGAAACCGACCACAACAACGACUCCGGCAUUGACUACGAUGAGAACGUUGCAGACGUACUAGAGACCACCAGCCUCAGGAAGGAGCGUAUAGUUGUGCUCUUCCUAAGCCACUGGAAGAAGUCUGCCUACACCGUGUCACUGAAGAGCAAGGAUGCCGCAGAGAGGAAGGCGAGCGGCGGAAGCCCUGGAUCGGGCGACAAGUCCGAGGUGGGUCGCAGGAGCAGCUUGGAGUGCGCCCAGUCGAAGAUGAUGAACAGCUCUCUGGGACACUUCUUCAAGCAGAGGAGUGCUGUCAACAAGAUGCUGGGAAGCUGGAGGAGCAUGAUCUCCAGCGUCCCGUCCAGACAGAUCCGCAGGCUCCACAGGCAGAAAGCCCUCUGCUCCCCAGAGCAGUUCCUGCCUCGCCUGGACGGCGUGCCGGUGGAGUACGACAGCCUGACCCUGGAUCUGUUCAUGCUCGGCUACUUCCACAUCCUGGAGUUGGAGCUUCCCGUGGACGAACGCAAAAUUAGACACCUCCUGUGUUUCGAGGUGUUUGACCACGUGGGGAGCUUCCCAUGGGAGCUGGUCAGGGACUUCCACAAGGCCGUCAUACAGGACAUCGAGGCCGGGAACCGCGAGUGGAAGGACGGCUUCGAGGACAUUAAAGUCAAGUUCUUUGGCAGCGCUGCGAGCCCGACUGAAAGCGCUGUAGAGGUGGUGAAACACAUCCUCCCGGAGGUUAGACAGGUCCCUAAAGUCAUCGUGCAGACACCUACGCCUGAUGAGGGGAUGCUCCACGGUGGAACUGACAUCUCCAGUUUUAGCAAUGAAGAAAUUUGCAAAUACAUCGACCGCAGUUUUGCUUUUUGGAAAGAGAAAGAAGCAGAGAUUUUUGAUUUUGAGUAGUUGUUUGUGUAAUCUUUUAAAUAUUUCUUUUUCUAUUGUUUGCAGUUAUAUUACAUUACGAUUGGGUACCAAUUCUAAAUACUAUUUGAAGUCUGAAUUUAUUUGUGGAAAUUGUCAACCUUCAAGUACCAAAAGCUAGCGAAUGCUUAGCCAGAUUCUUAGCCAUGUUUACUUAUUUGACAGAUAUUG
Pungitius pungitius (ninespine stickleback) is the source of this 3321-nucleotide messenger RNA. Its product is annotated as espin-like protein. Bases 46 to 3132 code for a protein of 1028 amino acids. Gene Ontology annotation, biological process: actin filament bundle assembly. Gene Ontology annotation, molecular function: actin filament binding. Lineage: Eukaryota; Metazoa; Chordata; Actinopteri; Perciformes; Gasterosteidae. The record is from RefSeq and is a predicted model, not a curated record. Gene Ontology annotation, cellular component: cytoplasm. The transcript has 11 exons.